Molecule: messenger RNA, 6763 nt
Organism: Gambusia affinis (western mosquitofish)
Lineage: Eukaryota; Metazoa; Chordata; Actinopteri; Cyprinodontiformes; Poeciliidae
Product: netrin-G1-like
Exons: 7
Coding region: 909-2282 (457 amino acids)
Molecular function (GO): cell-cell adhesion mediator activity
Source: RefSeq, a predicted model, not a curated record
GAGAAAUCUGGCAAACUGUCCCCCAAAGGUCGCUUUGCUUCGGGAUGUACUUCCAUCAAUCUGGGGACUACGAAGUGAUUCCCCUCAGCUGAUGUAGCUGCUAGAGGGAGCGGGGUUAUUUUUUUUCUGUGCGCCAUUCCGAUGAACACAGCGCCAAUAAACAGCAACGCUGCGUAAAGUCCUGAGCGGACCACAGUCUAUGUUCGGAAAAGUCCUGAGUGAGCGAGGACUUUUCGAUAUAAUGAUCGGAUGAAAAUACGCUUAGUUAGUGACACCGAAAAGUUGAAGGAAAGUUGGAGCCAACAGAAACGUCGCGGGUGUCCGGGUGAAUUCACGCGUUAUGCGUCAACGUUACUUCUUUUCUUUUGCCACGAGAUCAUUUUUGCCACUGUUAGAGCAAAAAAGACAGUAUAGAAAAGGCAUUCAGCUCUGGACGAGAAUCCAUUAAGCAAAUGCUGUAAAUAACUUGUUGAACAGUCAGAUCGUCCGGGAGCGCAAUUAAAUGAUGCUGCCAGUGGCAAACACCACAAUUGACGGGCGAUCAAGAUCAGAAUCUGCUGGCAUAUGAGAAGUGUUGCUCGUCUUUAAACAUCACAUCUGACCGAUUGUUGACCUUUUCAUCAGUGAUCAGCACUGUUGAGAAAGCUCACUUGUUGGCACAUCUCAUCAGCCAGUCAGAUGUGCUGCCAAUCAAAGCCAGAAUAACGACGUGGACGCUAAUAGUUGCCUGAAUCUGCUCACACACAAGUUGAAGAUGCUUCCACUGUUCCGAAAUGCUUCACCGCACCAUUCAGACCCUCAAGUGAUUUAGAACCUUCCCUGUAGUACAGCAAAGAGGCAGUUGCAGCUUUAAAGACAAAAAACUUAGAAGAGGAAUUCUAAAAAAGCCACAAAGAAAAAGAUCAGCAAUGUUUUGGCCUAUAUUACUCACCCUGCAGGCUGUGUGCACCAGUGUGACACAUGCUAUGCAACAUUACCCUGCAGCCUGGGGACACUAUGACGUGUGCAAGUCCCAGAUCUAUACAGAGGAGGGCCUGGCAUGGGACUACAUGGCUUGUCAGCCAGAAGCCACCGACAUGACAAAGUACCUGCGAGUGGCCCUCGACCCCCCAAACAUCACGUGUGGAGAUCCGCCUGAGACGUACUGCGCUUUGGAGAAUCCUUACAUGUGCAACAACGAAUGUGAUGCUGCUACUGAGGAACUGGCUCAUCCUCCUGAGUUGAUGUUUGACUUCGAAGGUCGAAAUCCAACAACAUUCUGGCAAUCGACAUCAUGGAAGAAAUACCCAAAGCCUCUGCAAGUCAACAUUACGCUGUCCUGGAACAAGACAAUUGAGCUAACUGAUGACAUCGUCAUCACCUUUGAGUCAGGCCGGCCGGAGCAGAUGGUCCUGGAGAAGUCGCUCGACUACGGUCGCACCUGGACCCCUUACCAGUUCUACGCCACUGAUUGCCUGGAUGCUUUCACCAUGGAACCCAAGACAGUGAAUGACCUGUCUCAGCACACCCUGCUGGACAUAAUUUGUACUGAGGAAUAUUCUCGAGGCUAUGUGUGGAAGAACGACAAGACCGUACGUUUUGAGAUAAAGGACCGCUUCGCUCUAUUUGCUGGACCUCGGCUACACAACAUGGCUUCACUAUACGGUCAGCUGGAUACCACUAAGAACCUGAAAGAUUUCUUCACAAUCACAGAUCUGAGGAUUAGACUACUAAAGCCAGCUACUGGAGCCACCAUGGUGGACGAGAACAAUUUAUCCAGAUACUUCUACGCAAUAUCUGACAUCAAGGUACAGGGCAGGUGCAAGUGCAACCUGCAUGCCAACAGCUGUGUGUUUGACAAGGGGAAGCUGGGCUGUGAGUGUGAACACAACACAACAGGGCCCGACUGCAGCCGCUGCAAGAGGCACUACCAUGGAAGGGCCUGGAGUGUGGGCUCCUACCUCCCCAUACCCAAAGGAACUGCAAAUAUAUGUAUUCCCAGCAAUCAUGGACCAGUGCAUCGAGCAAAUGCUUCAUCUCUCGGUGUUGCAAAUCGUAACCAAGCUCGGGUGUGUGACAAUGCGAUGUUGCGCUGUCAGAACGGCGGCACAUGCCACCAUCACCAACGGUGUCACUGUGCCCCUGGCUUUACGGGUGUCCUGUGUGAGAGAGCUAGAUGCCAGGGUCCCGGAGAGUGUGAUGACCAGCUAUCUGGACGGGCAGCACUCCAUCAUCACCCCAUAAAGCAUCGGCUGUUCUUUCCCCUUGUAAUGAUCCUGCUUUCAGUUGUUUCUCUUUGCUGAGAAGCUUGAACCAAAAUCCUCCAAAUAAAACCCUAAGACCACAAAUGCUGAGAACGAACUCUCAACCUUAUGAACAUUGACAAAAAAAAAAACAACAAAAAACAAAGAAUGUGUGGACAAUGUGCUCCGUAUAAGCAAUUUUUUUUGUAUGGCCAAGACCAAGUUGGUGGGUGAAGAAAGAAAGUAGUGCAGCAGGUUUAAUGAUGAAAAGAUUUCUGGGAAGCACAUAGAAAAAGACACUGUUUUGUAACCUCACAUGAAGAGACUGUAGGUGACCUUGAUUUGUGGAAAUGUCUUUCUCUAGUAUCCCUUCAGAGAGAGAAGAUUCUCUGCUCAGACAACGCAAGUCAGUUUCUGGUGACAAACUGUACAAAAACAAGACACAAGAUUCCUAGGUGUCAUCUAAAGUAUUAUGAGAAAAUAUAGUGAAGCAAGAUCUCUUAAAAAGGUAGUUUGGAUAUUUUUGAAGUUAUUUACCAUUGUUUUAAGUAAUAAUACCCUUACCUGUAGAACACUGAUGUCACAGUUAAAGACGUUAGAUGAAAAGUAAUGAAUUCCCCAUAUUGAAAGCUAAAAGGUAACCAGACAGAAAACUAAGGCAGUGAGUGACAGCCUGACAGAAAAUCAAAAUUAUUACUCAAACUCUGGUCUAGUUAAAACUUUUUACACAGACUGGUGAGAUGAUGAUGAUCAGGCAAUCUGAAAUCACAGACAGCCACUUCAUUUUUUAGGUAGCACCACAGACUUUGUUCUGCUAGUGAGACUAAACAUCUGAAAUUGGGUCAUAUUUGUUAACGAUAUUAAAACCGUCAAACAGACAUUCUGUUUGAUACAAUUAUUCACAAAUGAUACCAGUAUGAGUCACAAUUUUAUUCCAGAAUUAUAAAUAUUAACUGGAGUUGUUUCAAUGCAAAAAAAAAUAAUGGAUGGCCCUGCUAACUAGUGGUUAGCCUUCCAUUGUUCUAAGUAGUUCCUCACUUUUCUUACAAAAAUAACGACAUGACAAUCUGUUUACUGCAAGAACGGAAGCUUUUACUGGUAAUAUCUUCACACCGACUCAACCAAAAAAAUCUAAACUAUCACUUUACGACAUCUUGCCUCACUGGCUCCCAUUUUCAUACUUACACCACCUCCUCAUCCAGCACCAUCAGGCCCCCAGCCCUUCCUGUGCUUUAGUGACCCUAGUGAUUUUACUUUGCUGCUGCAGGGUGUCUGUUGUUUUGCCUAAAGCUGCACAUGUAUUACUACCAAUCCCUCCCUACAAUUUCCAGUCUAGUAUCUUUUUGUUUUCAGAAGUUUUGUAGUAUUGCUUGAGCUCACCUGUAUCCGAAAAAAGUUGUAAAAUACUGUAAGUGUAUUUAAUUUUCUAUAAAACAGAUAUUUUCAUGAUUAUGCAAAACAAAACAAAAAAAGAUGUAUUACUUGUUUUCUACUGCUGCUGACCAGUCCUUCAGUAGAUGUGGGCUAAGUGUGACUAAGGAAAUUGGUUGUGUACAAAUUAUUAUUAUUAUUAUUAUUAUUAUUAUUAUUAUUAUUAUUAUUAUUAUUAUUAUUAUUAUUAUUAUUAUUAUUAUUAUUAUUAUUAUUUUUAUUUUGUUUUGCUUGUGGGACACAUGGCUCUCGUUGCCUGAGAGCUGCUGUCAGAAUAUGUUUACAUACACGGCCACAAAAUACACUUCCACCAAAGCGCAAAAGAAAAAACAUGUUUUUGUCUUGUUGUUAAAAAGUAUUAAUUUUAUUAGGCAGAAACAUGACAUUUGAGACAAAAUGUGCAGAAGAAAAUUAUUUACUGUCCACUGAUGAAUGCAGGCAAAUUACAAAUACUGAAUGUCAUCUUGAAAGAUGUUUAAAAGCUAUUAAUCUGAUCAUUGACUAUUCCACUGAAGCACCAGUUGCUGGUAAUAAGCAGGCUCCUCUGUAACACAUCCCUGUUGUGCUUAAGAACGAGUCUUGGAUUGAAAUCCCAUCAAUUUUAUGUAAAUUUAACAAGAGGAGAAAAGAAGAUUGUGUGGCCGUUACAGAGGUUGUCUGGCUCAAAUCUGUAAUCAGAUCUAAUCCUCGAAUCAAAUGAGAAGAAGGGAAGUUUUUUUCCCGAGCUCCUGCAGAUGAAAGACAUGCAUCCUGCUGCGGGAUCCGCCACAAAGCCGUGCUCUCAGGAAAUGAGCUCUAAUUCGUGGAGGGUCAAUGAAUAGAAAUGAAGUUGCGUCCCACGGGGUGACAUAUUGAGAACUGAGACCAAUUUUAUUCGAGGGAUUAAUUUUACUCCUGAGGUUGUCAUGAAACGCCUAAUUGUGCUAGAGUUUAAUGUAAGUGCCUCUCAUUAAACGUCACUGUCUCUGAUAGAAAGCAGUAGCCUUUUUGUGAAUGAGACUCUGGAGAUUAGCAAAUUUUGUUUGUCAUGGAUUAAUCCACUGUAUAAAACCACUUACAAAGGGAUGGAUGUUAUUUUUUAAGAAAAUAUGAAAUUUUAUUGGAAGAGUUAACCAAGUGCUGGUCAUGCACAUAAAUAUACAAAGGAUAACACAAAUAAUAAAUAUGUGUUUGUCAUUUUAUUUAAAAAAUAAAUGCUCAACAUCCAUAUUUGUGUGAUUUUUAGGGGGUGUUUUAAGGGUUAUUGUAAAGUGAGAAGUUAAAUUAGAAAAAAACCAAGCAAUGGUUAAUUGCUUAACUUUUAACCAUAUUUGGAAGUCAAUAUUUUUGUUGACAAUCAAAAGAAGCAGAAUUAUUUAUGCGUUGUUAAAAAACCUAUUUCCCAUUUUACAAAUUUAUUUUAUGUUUGCUUUGUGGUCACACUGUAAUAUUUCACAUCAUCAAACAAAUUUUAAUGUCAUGCAUAAAAAACUUUGGAUAAAUGCAGGAAGCAGGCUGAAGAUGAUGGUUUUUCUUAUUAAGGGAAAUAGGCUGUCCAACCCUUUUCUACCCUGUGUUUGCAGAUGUUCUCCAUUCAUUUCUGGAUCUAAAUCUCUUGGGAGCUGACUGAGCAUCCAUACUGCACUUCUCACACUUUUAGUUUUAAAAUAAAUCCAAACGCAUACAUCUUUACACUUCAGAGGUAAACACUCUUUUGUGUUGUUCUUUGAAACCCCAACAAAAUACAAUAAAGUUUCUUAUGAUGCUGUCACAAGAUGUGAAAAAGGAAAGGGAAAUUUAUAAAGGUGUCAUAGUUAUUUUCAAUCAGAACACAUCAUCAUUAACAUAUGAUGUUACCAUCUUUACCAUUAACAAAUGAUGAAAUAUGUGCGCUGUUACUUAAAUACUUUAAUAUUUUUUCCUUAAAAAAAUGCUUGAGCCAGCGCUGAAAAUAUUUCUUUUGCUUGAUAAAUUUGUUCAGGUCUUGCAGAUGUAGCAAGAGGCUUUUUUCAAGGGGUUACGUUCAGAGUCCCCCCUCCCACAAAAUAGACCAAAUUCUGUUUACCUCUUAUAUUCCCCACUGUUCCGUGUCACAGCAGUUCCUUGUCCUUCCUCUUUUCACAUCUGAGACCCAGGAGGGGGUAUCAGGAGGACACUUUUAAACACAGGCAGUCCUUGUGUUCUGCCGCCAUCAGCGCUGGUGGCACCAGCACAAAAGUUACGUAACAGAAGACAUUCAGGGGUAUUCAGUGUCUGGGAAAGAAAAGGCUCAGCAACAUGACUGGAGCACUCAGCUCAUUUGCAAAUCAAUAUCAAUAUUCAGCCGAGGUGAACUGAGAACUCUUUUGGGACAGAAGCUGAACCUCUCCAACAUUUAACACCAUAAAUAGUACCAUUGUAAGGCACGUGUAAGAAGUGCCAGCAUAUCAAAUUUUUAUACUUCGCUAAUAUCACAAGAAUUUGAAUAUUAAUUAUUUUCACGCUUAAAAUAGAGACAGAAGCCCUCCUUCAAAAGCCCCUCCACCGACUGUUAAAAAUCAGAGGAUUGGAGGAAACCAAAGCUUCUAUUUAGGUCAUGAAUAGCAGAAUGUUUAUCUACAUCGCCUGCUGAAGAACUGGAGUUAAGCGGCUGCAGGUCCUCACAGUUCUCAUUUCUCACUCAUCAAGAACUUGUCCAUGACCCUGUCACCAGGAAAAACUUUUCCCCUUGGUUCAGCAGUUGCUGACAGACAAGAAAUAAAGACAGCCUGGUUCCAUAUGGAGAGCUGCAGUUGUUAGAAAGACUUUCUUUCUGUUCAAGCUGCUCUCAAAGAGCGCACGCUUCCUGGGAAUGAAAGUUUAUUUAUUUAUUUGUUUGCUUGUCAGUUUGUUUGUCUAGAAAGUUUCUUUGCAAAUGCUGGCAUCGAGUUGAGGAAGAAGUUACAUAUGGUUGCACAAUGUUUGCAUGCACAAAAUUAAAAGUGCUGUACAGAACUUAAAGUAGGGAGACAGAGUUUCAUUGAAGAUGUCUCAUAUAAAAGAUCUAAAAACACUUGAUUCCAUUCUGUUGAAAAGGUCCAGUUUUUUAUUCUUAUAGGUGCCAGAUGGUGAUUUGUCCUCAUUGUGGGACAAAAUUAUUUUACAUUGCAGAA